This is a messenger RNA of Zalophus californianus (California sea lion), 153 nucleotides long. Its product is annotated as guanine nucleotide-binding protein G(I)/G(S)/G(O) subunit gamma-11-like. The coding region runs from base 1 to 153 and encodes 50 amino acids. The record is from RefSeq and is a predicted model, not a curated record. Gene Ontology annotation, cellular component: heterotrimeric G-protein complex. Gene Ontology annotation, biological process: G protein-coupled receptor signaling pathway. Gene Ontology annotation, molecular function: G-protein beta-subunit binding. The transcript has a single exon. Lineage: Eukaryota; Metazoa; Chordata; Mammalia; Carnivora; Otariidae.
AUGAAGAUGGAAGUUGAGCAACUUUGCAGAGAAGUGAAGUUGCAGAGGCAACAGGUGUCUAAAUGUUCUGAAGAAAUAAAGAACUACAUUGAAGAACGUUCUGGAAAGGAUCCUCUGGUGAAAGGAAUUCCAGAAGACAAGAAUCCUUUUUAA